CGGGUAACUUAAUUGGUUGCUUUGGUCGCUCUUCAGGCUCAGAUCGAAACACAGUUGGUUUCUUCUCCCUGAACGCGUGAAGGACGAGCUGAGUGAAGAGAGAAACGGUCAGAUGUCGAUGAAGACGAGCGAUAGGAUUCAUCCGGAGCACGAGCUCUUGCUGAUGAUGCAGGCAGACCCUUUCUUCUGCAGCGCGUGUGGACAGGUUGGGAUUGGAUCGGCUUACGGUUGUGAGUCAUGCCUCGUCCUAGUCCACCGAAAGUGCAUGUACCCAUCUUCAACGGCGGCGCACCCUCUUCAGAAGAAUUGCAGCGUCAAGUAUAGUCCUCAAGCUGAAACCAGUGGUGCUUGUACUUACUGCCGCGCGUGCUCGAAGCCUCUUCGAGGCGGCACAUACAGCUCCGCCACCUCUGGCAAUCCGAGCUUCCACCCAUCUUGCCUCCACCUUGAGAAAUGCAUAAAGUUCGACGAUGUCGAGCUCAAUCUCGUCGAGUCGUGCUCCUCGGCUUGCGACUGGUGCAAGGAGGAGUCGAUCAGGGUGAAGAAAGUCAAGAUCCCGAGCUGGUGGUACGUGUCUGAGGACGGGAAGCACAGCUUCCAUGCGGGGUGCGCGUGGGAAAUGACGGUGGAGAGCUGGAAGAGCGGCGGCCUCACUUGUGCAGACGAGGACGAUGACGAUGGCCAGACGUCCAUGAGAGCCGACAUGCCUUGUCAACGGAAAGGCAAGAGAAGAGGGUUUGUCCGGAGGACGAUAGCGAGGGUCUCUAUUGUUGCCGGGGUGUUGGCAGCCACCGGGGACCCAACCGGAAUUACGGGAAUAGCGUUAUUACACCUAGGACCAAAGUUAUUCCAACGUGCCCGGUUCUCGACGUCGAAAAUGUUGGGUAGAUUAGAUUUGCCAACUCAUCCGUAGAUUAGUCCAUUCAAUUAUCGCCACGUGUCCAAUGGGCCCACUAUUCAGGAUUUUUCAAAAGGCUCUCUUCUC
Molecule: messenger RNA, 985 nt
Organism: Rhodamnia argentea
Lineage: Eukaryota; Viridiplantae; Streptophyta; Magnoliopsida; Myrtales; Myrtaceae
Exons: 2
Coding region: 113-913 (266 amino acids)
Source: RefSeq, a predicted model, not a curated record